AUGGGUGAUGUUCUUAAUGCAUUCGUCAGCGAGGUAAAGCAAGAGGGACCCAAAGGUAUUACAUCAAAGUGGCACUCUGCCCAUCUCAAAUUUCACAUCACCCUCGCAUUACACAACAAUGCAUUUACUGUGGCACAUCACAAUAUUGCCUUAAAGAAGAUGAAUCAGACAUGGGCUCAGUUCAAAGAGAAAAAAGUUUACAGAAAGGCAUUCUGUGUAGAUGUGGAAGAUAUGUGCAGUGGCUCGUUCCCACACACAAAAAGCAAGGAGGACAUGAUUGACACUCUGCUUGCAAGUAUGGGGCAACUAAGGAUGAAGCCAAGUGACCCAAAAAAUACUGAGGAGGCUGCAUCCAAAAAUGGUUUGGAACAGAAAUGCAAGGGUCAUAUAAAUGAUGCUGAUCACAGUUCUGCAUCGGAUGCUGAGAAAGGCACUCUCAAACUAGAUUUGGAGUCUGACCACAAGCAAAUACAUUUAAGCAGCAGGAGGAUGCAAAGAAAUCACCAAAAGGUUGAUGAGCACUACGGAAAGGCCACCAACAAUAGCAAGGGAAAGGAAAGGCAAAACAUGGCAGCAGUGUUAUUUCCAUCCGAAGAUGCCAAGGAUGAAUUGGAAAGUUCUAGUGAUGAUCAGCUAGACAUUCCACUCUCAGCUUCUUUAAAUGUUGAGGUAAAAGGCAAGGGCAAAGGGGGAAGAGAGGUGGCAGUAUGUACAGCAUUGCCAGACAUUAAUGAGGAUGAAUCAGACUCCUCCAGUGCUAUUGAGUCCUUCACUGACAAGUCAGAUGUUAAACGUGACAUUAUGUCACAAAUGUUGGUUGAAGUGCCAGAUGUUGAAUCGUCCUACUCUAUCAACGAUGAAGACUUAGAUGCAAAUGUGCUCCCUUCCACGCUUAUGGAGUGGAAUAUUUGGACUAGGAUAGCAUUUGAACAUGGCAAUACACAGGUGUUCGUGAAGCUUGGAACCUUCGAUGCCCCUACAAUUUCAACAACUCACAAUGCUCGACCUUGA
Molecule: messenger RNA, 1011 nt
Organism: Suillus discolor
Lineage: Eukaryota; Fungi; Basidiomycota; Agaricomycetes; Boletales; Suillaceae
Exons: 9
Coding region: 1-1011 (336 amino acids)
Source: RefSeq, a predicted model, not a curated record